This is a messenger RNA of Mauremys mutica (yellowpond turtle), 1199 nucleotides long. RefSeq names its product myotubularin-related protein 6. Gene Ontology annotation, biological process: dephosphorylation. Gene Ontology annotation, molecular function: phosphatidylinositol-3,5-bisphosphate phosphatase activity. Lineage: Eukaryota; Metazoa; Chordata; Testudines; Geoemydidae. The transcript is spliced from 9 exons. The record is from RefSeq and is a predicted model, not a curated record. Gene Ontology annotation, cellular component: nuclear envelope. The annotation marks the transcript as partial.
CCCUGGCCGACUCCCCCCUCCCUUUACCGGAAAUGUCUCCAGGUGACGGCGGCUCUGGCCGGGAGACGCUGGGCGUAGCGGGGCGGUGGCGGCUGUGAGCUACCAUGGAGCACAUCCGCACCACCAAGGUAGAGCAGGUGAAAUUAAUAGACCGUUUCAGCACCAGCAACAAAUCGUUAAUGGGAACUUUGUACCUUACAGCAACUCAUCUGUUAUUUAUAGACUCUAGCCAGAAGGAGACUUGGAUACUACAUCAUCAUAUCGCUGCAGUGGAGAAACUUGCCUUGACUACUUCAGGUUGCCCUCUUGUGAUCCAGUGCAAGAACUUCAGGGUAGUUCACUUUAUUGUUCCCAGAGAAAGGGAUUGUCAUGACAUUUACAACUCUUUGCUGCAACUGUCAAAACCAGCAAGCUACGAUGAACUGUAUGCCUUCUCUUACAAUCCAAAACAAAAUGAGUCUAAGCGGCUGCAAGGGUGGCAGCUCAUUGACCUCGCAGAAGAAUACAAGCGGAUGGGAGUGCCAAACUCUAACUGGCAGUUGUCCGAUGCUAAUCGUAAUUAUGAGAUUUGUGACUCCUAUCCCAGAGAACUUUAUGUUCCUAGAACUGCAAGCAAGCCCGUAAUCGUUGGUAGCUCCAAAUUUAGAAGCAAAGGAAGAUUCCCAGUGUUAUCGUAUUAUCACAGAGAUAAAGAGGCUGCCAUUUGCAGAUGCAGUCAGCCUCUCUCAGGUUUCAGUGCCAGGUGUCUGGAGGAUGAAAAUAUGCUGCAUGCGAUCAGUAUAGCCAACCCUGCUCAUCACUAUAUGUAUGUCAUGGACACUCGACCUAAGCUUAAUGCAAUGGCAAACAGAGCAGCAGGUAAAGGCUAUGAAAAUGAAGAUAACUAUGCUAACAUUAGAUUCCAGUUUGUUGGAAUUGAAAACAUUCAUGUAAUGAGAUCCAGCCUACAGAAACUUUUAGAAGUCAGUGGUACAAAAGCUUUGUCUGUCAACAGUUUCUUGUCUGGUUUGGAGAACUCUGGCUGGCUGCGUCAUAUCAAAGCUGUAUUGGAUGCUGCUAUCUUCUUAGCCAAAGCAAUAGCAGUUGAAAAUGCAACUGUGCUAGUUCAUUGCUCUGAUGGCUGGGACAGGACUUCCCAAGUUUGUUCCCUUGGAUCUCUCUUGUUGGAUUCGCAUUAUAGAACAAUCAAAGGCUUCAUG